Anopheles funestus (African malaria mosquito) is the source of this 762-nucleotide messenger RNA. RefSeq lists its product as uncharacterized. The transcript has 3 exons. NCBI's taxonomy places the organism in Eukaryota, Metazoa, Arthropoda, Insecta, Diptera, Culicidae. The record is from RefSeq and is a predicted model, not a curated record. The coding region runs from base 1 to 762 and encodes 253 amino acids.
AUGCUGGUACGCACGGCUCCUAACGCGACUCGAGCCAGCGAGCUGCAGGAAUUUGCCAAUUUUUUGCUGCGUAUCGGAGAAGGGCGACACGAUACGUUUGCAGGAGCGGACCCAUCGUUGGCAAAAAUACCGCACGAUAUGACUGUACCCCGUACGGCGAACUCGGCUCAGGACAUCAAUAAGCUGAUUGCCCGCAUCUACCCAGACAUGCAACGGAACUGUCAGGAUCCAGAUCGAUUCUUUUCCGAUCGUGCGAUCCUGUCUCCUUUUAAUGUUGACGUUGCUGCCAUUAACAACAUUGUGAUAGAUCAGUUACCCGGGCAGGCAAGCGGCAUACCACUGCAUCGCUUACGGCUGAAGCGAUCGACACCGGUGCUGUUGUUGCGAAACCUCAAUUCCGACAUGGGACUUUGCAACGGAACGCGUCUUCAGAUUGUGGACAUGAAGACGCAUUGCUUGCACGCCAAGAUAUUGACGGGAAAGCGCAACGACAAGGGCCAACCGUUCCAAAUCCACCGCAAACAGUUCCCACAGGUGCAGGUGUGCUUUGCCAUGACCAUUAAUAAAGCACAAGGACAACCACUGAACCAUCUGGGCCUCUAUCUGCCAAAGGAUGUGUUUGCACACGGCCAGCUGUACGUGGCAGUGUCCCGCGUCACGACACGAGCAAAUAUAGCUGCGCCGAUCGCAAAUCCUGAACACGACAAUCAAGAUGGUGUCUCAACGCGAAACAUUGUGUAUCGAGAAAUCAUUGACGAUUGA